GUGCUGGACGAUGAGCAGGAUGGCUGCAUCAUUGACGAUGCGGACGCUGACCAGGCAUUGUAGUGUUGUAUUAUUCAUCCAUGUGUGCCUUUUCUUUGGAGGUUACUGUUAAAGUAGUGAUUGUGGGAUGUUGUGUGCUUGCUUGCGUGUGUGUGUUUGAAGGGCCCCUCAGCUGCGCUAACGUAGCUGCGAUGCAGUGCUAACUGCAUAUGUCAUCGGUCAUACUAAAAGCAGCAGACUGAGGAGGAUGUUCAUCAGCAUGAAAGACCCCAAUAAAUACCUGGCAACUCCAGGACCGACCCGUUCUCAAAAGUGUGGGGAACGAGUGUCUGACAGGCAGGCUACAGUGCAGGGAGGGACGCGGAAGCUCAGCUCAACCAAAGAGGAAGCUGGCAGUGUUGAAUAUGGCACGCGUGAUGCGCCCCUCCCUCCACAGACCCUGACCUUCAGGCCGCUGCUGCCGCAAACGCCUGACAGAUAGAGAAAACUUAAUCUCUCUCUUAAACUGUGUUGACUAAAGAAGCAUCCAGAGAUGCAGUCCACUACUGCGGGAAAGAGUCUUGGACGAGGCACGUGGCCAAAUUAAACCCAGCGUAUUUUACGUAAAGGCGCACUGCCACCCGGGAUGAUCGCAGAUUGCUGAUUUGUCCCACCAGACUUCACCGUUCUCCUUGAUCGUCCAGCGUCUAGUGGAGAAAGAGGUCCUGAGAUGGCAAGGGGCGCAGCUUAAAGAAGCUCUUGGAUUGCGGGCUGAGAUAGGAGGUUGCAGAGCACGCAGCCCGCUGCCACUAAUGGAUGCCAAGUUGCGAGAAGACCUGUUCCGUAGGUAUGUGGCAUCUCUGGAGAAUCGGCUUGAGAAGAGAGCUGGUGGAGCUACAACUGAGGCGGCGUUGAUCUCUGCAGCGACAGCACUGCUGGGCUCAAAUCAGCUGGACCCAGGUCAACGCUUUCGCACGGUUCCCUUCUACAACAUUGUGGAAAAUUCGCUGCGGACUCAGAGGGGUGCGAACCUGAAGACCUUGCAGACGGCAUUUGCAACAUUGGAAACCAUUUGUACCAACUUGCUGCUCUUUCCGUGGAAGAAAGAGUUCCGUUGCAUAAAGACGUUUACAGGGCCAUACGUGUACCAGUUACAGUCCGUGAUAGGAGAUGCAGACCUGCGUUUGCUGCUGCGUUCCUUGGGCUAUUUGAGAGACCAGGAACUGCAGUACCACUGCCGGGAUCAUCUGGGUGCGAGCACCCACCUCCGACAGCUGGCCUUCGAGCUGCUCCUGUCCCAGGCCGAAUGCCGUCUACUUGCCGAGGUAGUGUCCAUGUCUCGGGGCUCUGCUUCGGAACUGGAGGUGGUAGAGGUCAGGAGGAACACCAGGGAGGAUGCAGCCGGCUGCGCCGAUGCUCUCCGCAGACGGGAUGGCAUCACUGCCGAUUUGUCCCGCCUUUCCGUGCGUCCGGCAGAUAUGGAACGCGCCCACCUGCGGCGAAGCGGUCGGCCAUCCAAGUCAGUGGAUGUAACAGACGGCGCGGGACACUGGCAUCAAGCCAGCAAGCCAGUGCUGAAGCCGUCGCUGAGUCUUCGCAAAGAACCUUUGUUCGUCGACACCGAAGAGGAUGCAAAAGAUGAAAUCCUCCGUCCUAACCCCUCGCUGUAUGCCAUGGCGGCCCCUCCUUCCUUCGGCCCGGCAGCCGACUUCUUCCCGAUUCAGUCACCUCCAUCUGAGCCUUACCCCUACCACUUGUCCUCCCUGGACGAGGUGGACCUGUACACUGAGCGAGGGUCAGCUAGCCAUCAGACGCCCUCUAGGCCACCGAGCCGGGAGCCACGAGAAUCACGGGACACUUGGGUUCUAAAGGGUCACAUGAUGAAGUGCCAGGGCUGUGGUGUCAGCUGCCCGUCGCUCUCUUCUUGCCAGAGGUGCGACAUGAUCCUGUGUUCAUCCUGUCACUCGGUGGAGCCGGCGCCUUGUUGCGGCUUCCAGGACUACAUGAAAUCGUCCCGGCCUCCGGAUGGCUACAUGCCUGUGAAGGAGAAGCUGUCCGUCUACUGUCACACCCACCCGCACCCUCUUCCCCACGCUCAGUCCCACGCACUGCUGCUGGACAAAACCGUGACGAGUGUGAAGCUGUUUCCCAGCAAGCCGGUGACUUCGGCGGGCGGCGGGGGUGAGCGUCUGAGUGUGGCCGGCUCCCGCUGCGGCUUCUGCAACAAGCCGGGGGCCUCUUACACCUGCGUGAACUGCUCCAAGGUGUCGUGCGACCCGUGCAUUAGCCUUUAUGCCAGCGAUACAUGCACACGCAAAAGCCCUCACCAUAACUUUCUGCCCAAUCAUCAGCUCAAUUUCAAAUCCGGCACCAUAUCUCACCUCGUAUAUCGAUAGACCAGCACGGCAGUUGAUUUGUUAUUUAUUUUCCUUUUUGUUGACAGAUGUUUCCUCUCACUAAUAUGUGAUUUUCUACCCCUCAGUAGCCGUGUUUUAUCAAUAACAUCAAAGAAAAAAUGCUAUAUGACCAGAGAAAAUCACUCCAACAGUGGCUUCUGGUUAGACUUUCUCUUGAAUUGAAUCCAAGAACUUGAAACUUGUUGUCUGGGGUGAACAACCUUAAAAAUACACUGGAAGAACAUAGUGCACACACACAUAUAUAGAUAUACAUUUUGAAUUGUGAUGCUAUAAAUUUAUGUCUGUUGGUCUACUGGCUGGUUUCCCAGCAGGUUGUGAAUCUGCAUCAGAACGUGAAAUGCCUUGUAGGUUUACCCAAGAACUCAGCCUGUGCUGUUCAUAAUGCUGCUGUUGAAAAUCAAACCAGAGGCCACUAGCAUAUUUUGCAAGCAACAUUCUCAGUAUUUGCAAAAUUGAUUUCCAUACCACAUUGUCAAUGCAAGUUUUCUUUUACAUUAUCCUUGCACUUAUUUCAUUUUAUAUAGUUUUGAACAAAAGUUCAUUUGAUACAUUGACAUUGUAUCACAUGAUGAUUAUCUGGAGUAUUAUGACUGGCAGGAUCUCACAAAAACAUGUUCAUAUUCAUCCUUAUACCAGAAGUAAAAGAUUUGUGAUUAGUACGAUUUUUGCCAGUGUGACAGUAUUUUCCUGACAAUAAAGCACAGUUGUGAUUCUCGUUCAUGUGUUAUGCGGGAGGGAAAAUCUUACUCUUAUUACUGUAAACUCAGUUAUCUUCAAGACAUUCUAGUCAUUACACUGGCACACUUUCAUAACAUUGGACUGAUUUGACUUCUCUGACUAAUUUCAUCUGUGCGGUAUACUUUAUAUUCGCCUAUUUGCCGCAAUCAACAUAAAGUGUCUUGUGUGUAAUUCUCUGUGUUACUUUUGUUUGUGAUCUCCAUGUUGCCGGAAGGCGCACAAAUUCAGGACUCAAUGCUUCAUGUCUGUCUAAGGGCCAAAACUGUCAGGGAUACAGCAGCUUGCACAAGACGUGAAGGCGAUAUGUGUUUCCAUCAUGUCUACCGUGACUGGACCUCACAGCCGGUGAUUAACCUGUUAAAAGUGCCAUGUGCCAAACACUCACAUUGGCAGAAAGUGAGUUUGAACUUGGACCCUGGCAUGCCUUUAACAAAGCUUUAGUCAUUGCAGAAGUCAAGUUUGAUCUUUAUUAAGAGCUCGAUGAGGCUGGAAAGGGCAGACAAGAGCUACUGGACACGUGUUUGUCACUGAAAGUCUACUAAUUAUACAAAUAAAUGGAUAAAAAAGCGAUGAUUUUAUAGAAUAAAAUUCUUCGAAAAGCACUGUUGUUUGUCUGCUGUGA
Messenger RNA from Triplophysa rosa, 3756 nucleotides. It is a transcript of the gene spata2, whose product is annotated as spermatogenesis associated 2. The transcript is spliced from 5 exons. NCBI's taxonomy places the organism in Eukaryota, Metazoa, Chordata, Actinopteri, Cypriniformes, Nemacheilidae. Bases 792 to 2375 code for a protein of 527 amino acids. The record is from RefSeq and is a predicted model, not a curated record. Gene Ontology annotation, cellular component: cytoplasm. Gene Ontology annotation, biological process: protein linear deubiquitination; regulation of tumor necrosis factor-mediated signaling pathway; protein K63-linked deubiquitination.